Molecule: messenger RNA, 432 nt
Organism: Drepanopeziza brunnea f. sp. 'multigermtubi' MB_m1
Lineage: Eukaryota; Fungi; Ascomycota; Leotiomycetes; Helotiales; Drepanopezizaceae
Biological process (GO): mitotic sister chromatid cohesion
Cellular component (GO): Ctf18 RFC-like complex
Source: RefSeq, a predicted model, not a curated record
AUGGCAACCCAGUACACAACCGACAUCCCCAUCUCCUCUAGCCACACCCAGCAAGCGUUCAAGCUCCUCGAGCUCCCACCCGAGCUGCUCUCCCUCCUCGAGUCCGAGAACCCCCCAACCCUCACCAUCACCUCUUCCACCUCAGCCCCAAGCUACGCCAUCCUCACCCACGGCACAAACAAAUACCAGAUGCGCCAAAAGAACACUUCCAACCCACUCCUCAUCCUGCAGCCGUCCCGCACCGGCCCGACCCCCGUCGACGACGCCGACGGCUUCGUCAGCCAGCCGAGCGUCACAGCGGUGGCGAAGAUCGAGGACACAGUGGAGCUGAUCUUGCAGGAGGAGGCUGGGCCCGGGGAGAAGAAGAAAGACGCGAAGGUGAACAAGUGGCAUGAGAAGUUUGCGAGGAGUAGAGCCGAGGGGAAGAGGUGA